CAGCAGUCCAAUGUCAAAGUUUGAUUUUUAAUUUUGCUAGCCAAUAUCUGCAGCUUCCUUGCCAAGCAAAUCAUGAUAAGUCAGCAGUAUUUAAGUUACAAAACCAUCAUCUUGACUGGUGUCUACCAUUGAAUAUUUUUCAUCUCUCUCUCUCUCUAAGGUUGGAGCAAAAUUGAGGGGCGACCAUGGAUUUGGGAGAGGUUAAUCACCAAAGAAUAAAAACAAAUGGUAUAUGGUUGCAUGUAGUAGAGAAAGGGUCAGGACCCCUAGUGCUUCUGCUUCAUGGGUUCCCAGAAUUCUGGUAUUCAUGGCGUCACCAGAUCACUUUCUUGGCCAACCAUGGAUACCAUGCAGUUGCUCCUGAUCUGAGAGGCUAUGGUGACUCUGACUCACCUCUCAGCCCCAACUCCUACUCUGUCUUGCAUCUUGCUGGUGAUCUAGUAGGCCUUCUUGACUAUUUUGGUGAACAACAGGCUUUUGUGGUUGGACAUGACUGGGGAGCUGUUAUUGGUUGGCAUCUAAGCCUAUUCAGGCCUGACAGACUCAAGGGACUAGUAGCCAUUUCUGUCCCAUACUUUCCAAGAGAUCCUGUUGCUAAACCUAUCGAAUUUUUUAGAGGAAAUUUUGGAGAUGAGUUUUACAUUUCUCAAUUCCAGGAACCAGGAAGAGCAGAAAGGGCUUUUGCAAGAUAUGAUUACUUGACAGUAAUGAAGAAGUUUUUGAUGAUAAAUAAGACUGAUCCGUUGAUGGCUCCUUCGGGCAUGGAGAUCAUUGAUUACUUGCAAACACCUGCAGUGUUGCCACCAUGGAUUACUGAGGAGGAACUGCAGGUCUAUGCAGACAAGUUCGAAGAAUCUGGCUUCACUGGUCCUCUCAACUACUACCGUGCUAUGGACCUGAACUGGGAGCUUUCUGCACCUUGGCAAGGAGCAAAGGUUACUGUUCCUACAAAGUACAUCGUUGGUGACAAAGAGAUAGGUUUUGACACUUAUGGUACAAGGGAAUAUGUGCAAGGAGACACUUUCAAAGGCUUGGUGCCUGACCUUGAAGUUGUUAUUUUAGAGGGCGGCCACCAUUUUAUCCACGAAGAGAGAGCCCAUGAAGUCUCUCAAGAAAUUCUUACCUUCCUUCAAAAGCUUUCUGUGGAUUAGUAAUUUGAUGUCAUGCCCAAAAUGGUGUAUUGGAAUAAAAUGAACAAUAGAUUGCAAUAAACUCAGAUGUGGAAGCAGUUACCGUAGUUUUUUGUUUGACAAUAAAUCUGGUUUCUGGCU
Molecule: messenger RNA, 1271 nt
Organism: Populus nigra (black poplar)
Lineage: Eukaryota; Viridiplantae; Streptophyta; Magnoliopsida; Malpighiales; Salicaceae
Exons: 4
Coding region: 186-1151 (321 amino acids)
Molecular function (GO): hydrolase activity
Source: RefSeq, a predicted model, not a curated record